This is a messenger RNA of Macrosiphum euphorbiae (potato aphid), 426 nucleotides long. Lineage: Eukaryota; Metazoa; Arthropoda; Insecta; Hemiptera; Aphididae. The record is from the annotation of a GenBank genome assembly.
AUGGCGACCCAUAAUAAUAUGAACAACGAUGAUCUGCGAAGUCUAUUAGAAACGUCUAAUAUGGAAAAUGAAAUGGUAAUAAAUAAGGAUAACUGUAAUCAGGAAAAAGAACUAGAUCCAAAUUACUUACUAGGCAAUCAAGAGCACAUGAACAAAACAACUAAAGUCUCGUGGAUUUUAGUCAUAACAACAAUUAGUACUAGUUUAGGCUGUUCAAUUCCUGCCGGAUACAACACUGGAGUAGUAAAUGCUCCUGCAGAAAUAUUGAAACAAUGGUGUAAUGAAACGAUCAUGAAUCGUUAUGAUGUACAAUUUUCAUCUGCUCAACUCGAUGGCCUUUGGUCUAUACUAGUUUCCAUAUUCUUGAUUGGUGGCAUUAUCGGUGGUGUAGCUGGUGGUAAAUUAGCAAAUGCAUUGGGCAGGUAA